UGUGAUACUCGUCAAUGUGUUUCAGAUAACAUGUUGUGUGGAAAUGUUCAUGCUUGGUUUCUUGGAGGCAGCGGAACCGUGCGAACAACAAUAGAAUGGUGUCUCAAAACUAUGGCCGCAUACCCGGAUGUUCAGAAACGAGUGCAAAACGAGAUUGACAGUUUUAUUGGUAGAGAAAGGUUACCAUCCUGGGAUGAUCAUGUACACCUUCCUUACACCCAUGCUGUUCUUUAUGAGGUCCAAAGAUGGCAGACUAUAGCACCUCUCGGUGUCUUAAGAUGUACAACGGAAGACACAACUGUUCAAGGUUACAACAUCCCUAAAGGAACAGUUGUCAUGAACAACGUUUGGGCUGUUCACAACGAUCCGAAAUACUGGAAGAACCCCAGUGAAUUCUUUCCAGAACAUUUUCUAAACCAAGAGGGUACUAAGUUUGAGAAACCUGAAUACUUCAUUCCGUUCUCUAUUGGUAAACGUUCUUGCCCUGGAGAAACGCUAGCACAAGUUGAAUUGUUUCUCUACUUCACAUCCAUACUUCAGCGCUUCACUGUGGCUCUCCCUGACGGUGAGAAACCAAACUUCGACGGCGUAUUAGAAAUAUCUUGGGAUGCCAAACAACAUCAUUUUCAACUUAUUCCACGAGAUUAAUAAAAAGAUGGCCGUCGUUUUCAAGGUUUCGGUGAUCAAUAAAAUGAUCAGAGAACCCUAUUUUUAAACCAUCUUCUCACUGAGAUAUUAUAUUAAUAAAGAUUUAAUUGGUGAAAUUCAGCAUGAUUUAUACAAAAAGAUUCCCUGUAUUAGUUCAUCGUAGCUUACUAUAAUACAGUUAUAAAUAA
Limulus polyphemus (Atlantic horseshoe crab) is the source of this 836-nucleotide messenger RNA. Its product is annotated as cytochrome P450 2D6-like. The record is from RefSeq and is a predicted model, not a curated record. Gene Ontology annotation, molecular function: iron ion binding; oxidoreductase activity, acting on paired donors, with incorporation or reduction of molecular oxygen; heme binding. The transcript is spliced from 3 exons. The coding region runs from base 31 to 648 and encodes 205 amino acids. Lineage: Eukaryota; Metazoa; Arthropoda; Merostomata; Xiphosura; Limulidae.